Molecule: messenger RNA, 501 nt
Organism: Sclerotinia sclerotiorum 1980 UF-70
Lineage: Eukaryota; Fungi; Ascomycota; Leotiomycetes; Helotiales; Sclerotiniaceae
Exons: 2
Coding region: 1-501 (166 amino acids)
Cellular component (GO): cytosol; endoplasmic reticulum
Source: RefSeq, a predicted model, not a curated record
AUGGCCUCAGCUACAGCACAACGACGCUUACUUCAAGAGUACCGCUCUCUCACAAAUAAUCCACCCGAGGGCAUUACCGCAGGGCCAGUCUCCGAAGAUGACUUGUUAUACUGGGAGGCUUUAAUACAAGGACCAGAGGGUACACCAUUCGAAGGAGGAGUCUUUGCUGCUGAAUUGAAAUUCCCAAAGGACUACCCACUUGCGCCACCUAGUAUGAGGUUUCUCGGAGAAGUUUGGCAUCCCAAUGUCUACCCAAGCGGCCUCGUUUGUAUAUCUAUUCUCCACCCACCCGGAGACGACCCAAACCACUAUGAACAUGCAUCCGAACGCUGGUCUCCUAUUCAAAGUGUCGAGAAAAUCCUAAUAAGCGUCAUGAGUAUGUUAGCGGAACCAAAUGAUGAGAGCCCGGCGAAUGUGGAGGCUGCAAAGCAGUGGAGAGAACACAGAUCGGCAUAUGAACAAAAAGUACGGGAUGGAUGUAGAAGGAUGCUUGGAUUGUGA